Messenger RNA from Chaetomium fimeti, 2169 nucleotides. RefSeq names its product general substrate transporter. Lineage: Eukaryota; Fungi; Ascomycota; Sordariomycetes; Sordariales; Chaetomiaceae. The transcript is spliced from 3 exons. Gene Ontology annotation, cellular component: membrane. Gene Ontology annotation, biological process: carbohydrate transport; transmembrane transport. Gene Ontology annotation, molecular function: carbohydrate:proton symporter activity. The record is from RefSeq and is a predicted model, not a curated record. Bases 476 to 2071 code for a protein of 531 amino acids.
CGGCUAAGCGGUCAAGGCAACACGGAUACACGCCUACACGCUUACACGGCUCCACGGUUAAGCGGCCUGUCUCAGGCAUGGACGAAUCAAAACAUCAGUCUUUACCGUUGGCCCAUCGCCACUUCGACACGCUCCACAAAGGCUCAUCUCCCAGACACCCAGAUAUCUGGGGGUUGCGGGGUCCGGGGUCUCAGUCUGGGGCACGUAGUUGGUUAGGAAGGUUCCAUGUUGACUCGUGCCGACCUGGUUUUGUGCUAGCGUGCCAUGCUACCGGAACUUUACUCGGAGGGCGACGCACCUCGACUUCUUGGCUGAAGGACGCCGCGAUGCUGUGAGGGCGGGAGAUAUAAGUCGUUUUGGUCGCCCUGCUCUGCACACGUAGACGGACAUAUUCGCUCUGUCCUACCAGACAGUCGUACUGCUCAGUGCCAGCGAACUUGCUUGAACUCGGUCGACAACUCCAACCACCGUCACCAUGGGCUUCACCAGCCUCUGGAAGAGGCUAUCCCCUUCCCAGCUCAAUGUCGCCAUCCAGACCUUCUCCCUGAUCAGCAUCUUUUUCGAAGGAUACGACCAGGGCGUUAUGGGAGGAGUGAACGCCUCCCCUCGCUACGUCACCGAGGUUGGCAUCGGCCAGCCGGAUGGUACCGUCACAGACACCGUUCAUCAGGGGGGUAUCGUGUCGGUGUACUACCUCGGCUGCAUCUUCGGUUGCUUUGCCGGCGGCUGGGCCGCCGACAGGAUAGGGCGGAUCAACGGUCUCUUUUUCGCAUCCAUCUUUGCCCUCAUAGGCGGCGCCCUUCAGGCAGCAACCCAGUCGAGCGACUUCAUCCUCGUAGCGCGCGUCAUCACAGGCAUAGGCACCGGCGCCCUAACCGGCAUCACCCCCGUUCUCGUCUCCGAGACGUCGACAGCAGCGCACCGAGGCGGAUACCUGGGAUACGUCUUCAUCGCCAACUACCUGGGCAUCGCGGUCGCUUAUUGGAUCUCGUUCGGGCUAGCCUUCGUCGACAACGGCUACUCGGAAGUGCGAUGGCGCUUUCUCCUUGCGUUUCAGUGCUUCCCUGCCCUCCUCCUGCUCGCCGGCAUCAAACUCCUGCCCGACAGCCCUCGCUACCUGGCGUCGGCCGGCCGGCUCGACGACGCACGAGAGGUCCUCGAACACGUCCGCGGCGGCUACGGCCCCGCAGUGGAACAGGAGUUCCGCGAAAUCGCGGCCGUUGCUAAAGACAGCCAGAGGAGCUCCCCCAUCCAGUUCGCCAAGAUCCUCGCGGGCCAGGGCGGCAAGCCCGGCCAUCACCUGGGCCGCAGGGCAUGGCUCUGCAUGUGGCUGCAGAUCAUGGCCUCCUGGACCGGCAUCACGGCCGUGACGGCGUACUCGCCCGUCCUGCUCUCGGCCGCCGGAUACAGCGAGCUGACGCAGAACGGCCUGGCGGGCGGGCUCAACACGGUCGGCAUCGUCGGCACCGUCAUCAGCGCGCAGAUCGUCGACCGGCUCGGCCGCCGCGCCUGCCUCAUGGGCGGCUCUCUUGGCUUGUUCGUGGUGAAUCUGGUCGCGGCGGCCGUCUACGAGGCGUCCAGAGCGCACCCGGACCGCGCCUCGUCCUUCGCGCCCGCCGCCGUCGCCAUGCUCUUCCUCUUCAACCUCUGCUACGCCGCCACGUGGGGGACCGUCGCCUUCUUGGUGCCGACCGAGAUCUGGUCGUCGGAUAUGCGGGCGCAGGGCAACGGCUUCGGCAUCACCGGGUGGGCCAUCGGCGUCGGCGGCACGGUGCUGGUCAACCCCAUCAUGUUCGACAGGCUGGAGAACAGGACCUACUUCCUCUUCGCCGGCCUGAAUCUGUUGUGGAUACCUAUUAUUUAUCUCUUUUACCCCGAGACGGCCCAUCGAUCCCUCGAGUCGAUUGACGCCCUCUUCUCAACCAAAAGACCAUUCAAUUGGGAUAUGGAACGGGCGUACCGCGAACAUGGGGACGUCCUCCGUGAGACGAGACAGUCGGAUUCUUCUGCCAUCGAUAAUGAGAGUGAAGCGGAGAAGGCUAAGGAACUUGUCCACGGCGAGCACGUUUAAGAUGCGUUGUUAUCAACUACCUACCUACCACCUUGAACGGCGUUCUGGAAUAGUUAAUGUGUACGAUAUCGGGUAGCUGAGUCUAAGAAACCCCUCAG